CCCACUGUGACACCAGUGGUGGAAGUGUAUUUUUUAAUCAAGCAAAUACCGAGAGUUUACCUAUUCAUAUAGUUGAAACAUAGGGGAUCUGGACAAAUUUGGACAGGAUGCUAAUCUUAGCCCACUUGUCAUUGCUGCUUCUUUUGGGAAACCAAGAUUCAGUAACGUGUACUGACCUGCAGAAACAGCAUGAAGUCAUCCAUGCAGCAGUUGGAGAACCUCUAGUGUUGAACUGCACCUACAACUGCUCCUCUGGAUUUGUCCGUGGCCACUGGAUCAAACUCCCAGACUGUCCUCAUUGUUCUAGGCCAAGGGAAACAAAAAAUGUCACAAAGAAUGGUGACCUCUGCACACUACCAUUGUAUUUUCCACAUCUGUCCACGGAAGAUUUUCAGUACAACUAUACCUGCUUUUCUGAAGAUCAUGAAAGCGAACAGCUCCAACGCAAGAUGGAGGGUCUGGUAUCACUGCAGGCACAAGCUCGACCUAGUGCCCUGGCCACAACGGUCACUACUGAUGAAUCGGUGACAGCGUUGGGUAACCACGAGGACUCAAUAAUAGAUCACGAGAAAUUCACAGGCGUCAAGGUGUUGGCAACAGUGACAGUAAUUGUGGCUGCGGUGUUGGCAGCUGUGGCUGUCUACUUAUGUAUGAGCCGCAAUCGAUAUUGCAAAGGAAAACCUGCUGUUAUCUGUACAGGCACAACAUCAAGAGAAGGAUCUGGUGCUGGUAGGCCGACAACAACAGGUGCAUUCUCAACCAAUUGUGAGAGGGUGGCACUGAGAACAACUCCAGCUGAUUGCCAGAGUGAUCAUGAGGUUCCUUAUGCUGACAUCAUGAUUACUAUGCGAGGGGCCAGCACACCUGAGCUCACACAGAUCUCCUACCUGGCUCCGGGGGACCAUAGAGAGAGGUGGAGAGAAGAGGCAGGCCAUGGCCCCAGCACUGGCCCUGAAGCUAGGUCCCACCUGCAGGCCUCCCGCUCAGCUGACAGACUGCAUGUCCAGCCCCGAGAGGUCUCCAGGAAGAUGAGCACAAAUUCUGAGUAUGCUGUCAUCACUUACUCUUAACCAGUGGAUAAAAGAGUGAAUAAGAGAGAGCAAGUGAGAAAUGACUGUCACUAUACUCAUGUUAAUAUUACUUCUGUUUUGUUAUCAUUUUUUUUACUGUAGCAAGUUGUAUCUAUAACUGUAUAAAAAAUUA
This is a messenger RNA of Coregonus clupeaformis (lake whitefish), 1203 nucleotides long. RefSeq lists its product as uncharacterized. The coding region runs from base 108 to 1070 and encodes 320 amino acids. The record is from RefSeq and is a predicted model, not a curated record. NCBI's taxonomy places the organism in Eukaryota, Metazoa, Chordata, Actinopteri, Salmoniformes, Salmonidae. The transcript has 10 exons.